This is a messenger RNA of Phyllopteryx taeniolatus (common seadragon), 2956 nucleotides long. RefSeq names its product adrenoceptor alpha 1D (gene adra1d). The transcript has 2 exons. Gene Ontology annotation, molecular function: alpha1-adrenergic receptor activity. Gene Ontology annotation, cellular component: membrane. Gene Ontology annotation, biological process: cell-cell signaling; adenylate cyclase-activating adrenergic receptor signaling pathway; positive regulation of cytosolic calcium ion concentration. The record is from RefSeq and is a predicted model, not a curated record. Lineage: Eukaryota; Metazoa; Chordata; Actinopteri; Syngnathiformes; Syngnathidae. The coding region runs from base 670 to 2157 and encodes 495 amino acids.
GGUUGAUGUGUGUGCUUCCAGUGCAAACGUGCCACUUGAUUCAUUCCCAUGUAAGGCUUGUUGGGGGGUUUGAUGCUGUCUGCACAUUCGCUUAAACUAUGCACAGUUCUCCAUUGCAACUUCGAGGCACUCGGCUUGCACUCCGAGCAACUUCUACAAACGGCCAGAUGCCCCAUUGAUAAUAUGCUUAUCUGGCUAAAUGUAAAAGCUUUGCUUAACCCACAAAUGUAACAAAAAUAAUUUGCAGCAAGCACGACAACGAGGCCCAAAAUUAAUAAUAAUACAUAAAUAAAUAAAUAAAUAAAAAUCUUACAUUUUCCAUGUUCAGUUUGUCAUUGAGGCAGCCUUGACGUGAGAUUUGGAGCGCGAUGAAACAAGGUGUCAGCGUGCGUGUGCGUGUGACGUGGGUGGAGCUUCAGGUUCGGACCUGCUUCGGUUGACUCUGGCAGCCACUCGAUCGGUCCAAAUGAUGCCGCCGGUGCGCGCCGCCGCUGCACAGCAGAGAGAACAUGCGGGCCCGUGGCGCAGAAUUGGAGGCUGUGUUAUUUCUGAACUCCAGCCGUGCAUGUUGCGUAGCUGUCGCUGCAUUUCGGGAGUAGUUUACGCACGACUUGACUGGCGCAGAGGAUGACCCACUGAAGUUGUUUUUCCGUGUGAUAUUUCUUCAGCAUGACCGAUUCCGACUUAAGGAACGACAGCAUCCACGCGAUCUAUUUCACGGAAGCCCUCAAUGGAUCUUUACUGGAUGUCAUGUUUCCAAACGACAGCAGCACCACUGGGUGUCCGAACUGGACAUUGGACUCUCGAUCCGUGUGGCUCGGGCUUUUUCUCGCCUCGUUCACUCUGGCGGCGAUCGCGGGCAACAUUUUGGUCAUCCUGUCCGUCCUGUGCAACAGCCACUUGCAGACGGUGACCAACUUCUUCAUAGUCAACUUGGCCAUGGCGGACCUGCUGCUGAGCAUCGUGGUGCUGCCCUUCUCCGCCUCUCUGGAGGUUCUGGGCUGCUGGGUGUUCGGCCGGGUGUUCUGCAACAUCUGGGCGGCGGUGGAUGUGCUGUGCUGCACCGCCUCAAUCCUCAGCUUGUGCAUCAUCUCCGUGGACCGCUACAUCGGCGUCAAACACUGCCUGAAGUACCCGAGCAUCAUGACCGAGAGGAGGGCGGGCGCCGUCCUGGUUCUGGUGUGGGUGUCGUCCACGGUCAUCUCCGUUGGCCCGCUGCUGGGCUGGAAAGAGCCACCUCCCGUGGACGAGAGCAUCUGCAGAAUCACCGAGGAGCCCGGAUACGCGCUCUUCUCCUCCCUCUUUUCCUUCUACCUGCCGCUCCUGGUCAUCCUCGUCAUGUACUUUCGGGUCUACGUGGUGGCCCGCAGGACGACCAGGAGCCUGGAGGUGGGCGUCAAGCGGGAACGGGACAAGUCCGUGGAGGUGGUCUUGAGGAUCCACUGCCGCAGCGUGCCGGAGGAUGCCCGCGCGGUCAGCUCCAAGAGCAACAAGCAGCACCCGUUCCGGAGCUCGCUCUCCGUGCGCCUCAUGAAGUUCUCGCGGGAGAAAAAGGCCGCCAAAACCCUCGCCAUCGUCGUGGGCAUGUUCAUCCUGUGUUGGCUGCCUUUCUUCUUCUUUUUGCCGAUGGGCGCCUUCUUUCCAGCGAUGAAGCCAUCCGAGACGGUUUUCAAGGUGGUCUUUUGGCUGGGCUACUUCAACAGUUGCAUCAACCCCAUGAUCUACCCCUGCUCCAGCAAAGAGUUCCAGCGGGCUUUCACCCGCCUCCUCAGGUGUCGUUGUCACCACCGGCGGAGGGCUCUGCGUCGCUUCUACGACCAGAAAUGGCGCUCGGCUGUCAGGGGAAUGGCGUUGGAACAAAGAGGAGAGCAGGAGUCUGGCUACGCCGCGCACAGCUCCUGUGGCAGCUCUUUGUUAAGCAAGCCGGGGGGUAGUUUAAAGAGAUGGAAGCUGUUCCCGCCGCUGCAGAAGUCCUCCUUUCAGCUCAAAGAAACAGUAAACAAUCUGUCAAAUAAAAUCAAGGGAGGCACAGGGCGAGGCAGCACACCUGCAGUCGUCGAUGCCGUUUCAAUGGGGAUUUUCAACGUCUGUGAACAAAGCAGUUAUAACAUCUAUGACUUGGCUGAGUGUUACGGCCUGAAGGAGACGGACAUUUAAUGGCCCACAAGAGGACACUUUAUUUAUUUUCAAAAGGCCCUUUUGGGCCAACAUCACUUGGUCAUUCAGAAUCAGAACCAUCAAAUCUGCCUUUGCAAAGAUAACAAUGCUCAGUUUUUACAUUUUUGAAUACAGCUCUUCUAUUGUGCAAGUGAUCAUCUUUUUGUGGCCACUAAGUGUAAAUGGCAGAUCAUGGAACAGUUGAUGGUUUUAGAAUGGCGGCAUGAUACCAGCGCAAAUGUUUUUUUCCAACAUUAUUUCCAUCCUUCACAACCGCGAUAAGAGUUAUCACUUUUUCAAUCUCACUUGGUUCACACGCGCUUCAAUGUCACAUUUUUAUAAUCAUCAUGAUGUUGGUUUAUGUUGACAAUGCACAAUAAGACAGGGCAAUUGCUGGGAAUUGCUGUUGAGUUCAUAAGUUUGAACUGACACAUUUACACGUCCAUCAUCAUUAACUGUAAAUUCAAGUGCAGUGCGCUACUGUGAAAUUAGCAUUAUAUUUUUCCAAUGCGGUGCUUGUUUUUUUUUUCUUUUUUUUCUGCAAAUCUUUUUUUUUAAAUUUUCAUUUUUCUGAUACCAAAACUUAACGUGCUAAUGAUGUACGGAGUAUGGCACACACCAUAUUACAUUUUGGAGAAUUUUGGUAUUUACAAAAUUACCUGCAUCUUCCAGCAGAUGUCAAUACUGCUCCACUUUUUAGAUGAUUUUCACAUCACAGCAGUGAAAGACAUCAUGAAACAUUUGAUUGGGGAAUGGGGUAGGAAUACGUUUUAAUAAAAAAAUAAUAAUAAUAAUAAUU